UUUAUCGCCAAAGCAACCAAACACACAAAAGAGAGAUUUACUACAGCAACCAAAAAAAAAAAGAUAUGGCAGGACUCAUCAACAAGAUCGGAGAUGCACUCCACAUUGGAGGAGGCAACAAGGAAGGUGAGCACAAGAAGCACGAAGAGGAACACAAGAAACACGUUGACGAGCACAAGAGUGGUGAACACAAAGAGGGUAUCGUUGACAAGAUCAAAGACAAGAUCCAUGGUGGAGAAGGCAAAAGCCACGAUGGUCAUGAAGGCAAAAGCCAUGACGGUGAGAAGAAAAAGAAGAAGGACAAGAAGGAGAAGAAACACCAUGGUGAUGGUCACCACAGCAGCAGCAGUGACAGCGACAGCGAUUAAGGUGAGGAAGUGAAGAGGAUCGCUUAAAUAAAACAGAUCUGCCUCUGAGUGUUAUUAAUGAUGUUAGUCUGUUCCUAUCCUCAUAGAGACAGGCUAAAAGAAAGGAGAACCGUGCAUCUGUCUUUUUCGUUUGUUAUGUUCUUGUAUUUCUUGUCAUGAAAAUAAUGCUCAUGUAAUCUUAUCUAAAUCUAAAUUAAUAAAUUGAUGUUUCCUAA
Molecule: messenger RNA, 583 nt
Organism: Capsella rubella
Lineage: Eukaryota; Viridiplantae; Streptophyta; Magnoliopsida; Brassicales; Brassicaceae
Product: dehydrin HIRD11
Exons: 2
Coding region: 66-368 (100 amino acids)
Molecular function (GO): metal ion binding
Source: RefSeq, a predicted model, not a curated record